Messenger RNA from Penicillium bovifimosum, 1659 nucleotides. Its product is annotated as RNA-binding protein. The record is from RefSeq and is a predicted model, not a curated record. Lineage: Eukaryota; Fungi; Ascomycota; Eurotiomycetes; Eurotiales; Aspergillaceae. Gene Ontology annotation, molecular function: RNA binding. The transcript has 6 exons. Bases 1 to 1659 code for a protein of 552 amino acids.
AUGGCUGAACCUGAGGAUGGAGAUGAUAUCUUCGCUGAUUUGUAUGAUGCCGAUGAAUCUACAAAUCGUACAACUGCAGCUGUUGAGGCGCCAAAGCCUGACCAAGGCGCAACCGACCAAGCGCCUGCAGGGGAUGUUGGCAACCAAGAUUACACCGUACCUCCUACUAGCAAUUACGAGUCGCAAGGCAUUGUCCAGUCCUCGGAAUAUGACUCGGGCUAUCAGAAUGGUACAGGAAAUGGUUAUGGUACCCCUGCCCCUGCCCAAGCACCUCCUGCGGAGACCGGGUCUCAUGGAACAGGCAUCAAGGAAGACGGAAAGAUGUUCAUUGGUGGUUUGAAUUGGGAAACUACCGACGAGUCUCUUCGCGACUAUUUCUCUCAGUUUGGCGAAGUCCAGGAAUGCACCGUCAUGCGUGACAGUACCACGGGCCGCUCUCGCGGCUUCGGCUUCUUGACUUUCCGUGACCCUAAGACUGUUAAUACUGUUAUGGUGAAGGAGCAUUAUCUCGAUGGAAAGAUUAUUGAUCCUAAGCGUGCUAUUCCCCGCGACGAACAGGAGAAGACCUCUAAGAUCUUCGUUGGCGGUGUUAGCCAGGAGGCGACUGAGCAAGAUUUCAAGCAAUUCUUUGUGCAGUUUGGUCGUGUGGUGGAUGCUACCCUCAUGAUGGAUAAGGACACUGGACGUCCCCGUGGAUUUGGUUUCGUCACAUUCGAUGGCGAUGCUGCCGUUGAGAAGGCGCUAUCCCGUCCCCUCGAAAUUUUGGGCAAGCCAAUUGAGGUCAAGAAGGCCCAGCCUCGUGGUAACCUGCGCGAUAACAACGACCAACGCGGCGGACAUCGCCCCGGAGGAUACCGCGAUCACAACCAGCACGAUGGCCACCAGCAGGCGCCCCAGCAGGGACAAGGCAACUCCAUGACUCCUCAGAUGAUGGCUCAAUACUGGCAGCGCAUGCAGCAGUACUUUGCUAUGAUGCAGCAGUCCAUGGCCGCCGGCCAAGGAAUGCCUGGCAUGAACAUGAACCCUGCUAUGGGCAUGAACCCUGCGAUGAUGGCACAGAUGCAGCAAAUGCAGCAAAUGCAGAUGCGCCAGCAACAGCAGCAAAUGGCUGGCCAGCAGCAAGGCGCCAUGAGCCCCGGGCCCCAAAGCCCCGGAUCUCAGCAGGUCAUGCCUAACAUGAUGAACCCCGCUAUGAUGCAGCCUAACCAAGCGGGCCCUGGUCCUCGUGGUCCAGGAAGCGAUAGCGCCAGCCCCGGUCCCAACGCUGCCGCCAUGGCUGCUAACUACGCCAACGGAGCCGGAAAUGCAGCCAGAGGUCAGACCGGACCUGGUUACAACGCCACCGAGCAGAUCGCCUUUGAGCAACAGAAGUACGAGCAGCAGCAGCGCCGCUCGAUGGACCCUCGUGGAUUCUCGCCCUACCAGCAGCAGGGAGGACCGACUUCGUGGGAGGGCAUGUAUGAUGAGGUCCCUCAGCCUCACAAUGGACCCGCAGGUAUGAGACGCUAUGGAAGUUCUGGUUCUCGAACCCCACAGCCCCAGAGCGCCGCCCCUGCUAACGCUCCCACCGGACCGCGUAACGCCGGCAAGCCUGGUGCGAAUUACCGUGGCGGCGGCCGCGGCGGAGGCCACCGCGGCUUCCACCCCUACCAGCGCUAG